GGGCCUAACCCCUCACCCGUCUCUCGGGGUAAGCGCGUCAGCUAAAAGCGUUAAAUGUAAAUGCGAAAGCCUCUGUGAAGAGUCAGAAGAAGGGAUUAAAAUCCGCAACGCUGGAUGUUAAAACUGUAUUAGACCUGAAUCCUCUCCGCCAGCUGCACGUCACCCGUGGCUAGAUCAGAAUUUCAUGAAAAACUGCACAGAUGCACCCACAUCAGUCCGCGUUAUGUCGAUCGUCUGCAAAUGUCAUUUUCCUUUAAGAUGAUGUAAGACAUUACUUCAUGGGACGAUUUUUUCCUCUCUCUUGCACAGCUUGGAGCAACAUUAUCUUAAACCUUCUGCCGGACCAAACGCUUCCGCACUCAGCAGUUUGGAGAGAUGGGUGCGCACAGGAGUCCCGCUUCCAUCCUCCUCACUGCGAGCAACCUCGGAGCAUGUUUCAGCAUCCCAGUUGUCAGGAGUGACGCUUAGUAGCCGAAUGAUGGGAAGCACGCACAUUCUUCAAUUUCUCUAUGGACUGAUGUGAUCGAAGUAGAAGCCAGACGCACGACGGUGAACCUUUCCACAGAAAACUUGAGCCAAAAAGAUGUUUUUGCUUUUUUGAUGGUGGGAAAUUUCAGAGUGAAGUGAGGAUUAUAUUUCUUUGAAGUCACACUAAUGACCCAUCACAGUGGAUGUGUGUAACAUGAUGCGCUCAGUGGUUAUGAUAAUCGAUUCUGUUCAAAAAAGGGUGCACCGUGGGCAGGCACAUUUACGCAUGGGGUUAAAUGAUCUACUGUAGGCACACCUUUUGGAUUGUUUGUCAUGAGACAGUGGAUGCAAGGACUGCAGUUUGAAUCAAGACUAUGCUUUGGGUCUGAGUGCAUCUACACCAUGCAGCUGCAUCCCACACCCUGAACUUCUGGGACGUUUGCGCUCCGAGAUCGAGCCUGAGAUUUCGUGCAAGAUCUGACAAAAACAAAAACAAAAAAACAACCCAAAAACAUGGCACUGAGCGAAAACUGCAAAACGCAACCUGCAAAAGAGCAAGGCUCAGUGCAAAACCCUCCAUCGGACGUUAUUGAGCUAAACGUGGGUGGUCAGGUGUAUUACACUCGCCAUGCCACCUUGACAAGCUUUCCAAAUUCUUUACUUGGGAAGCUGUUCUCUAACAAGAAGGGGUCUUCAAAUGACUUGUCCCGGGACCUUAGAGGGCGUUAUUUUAUUGACAGAGAUGGCUUUCUGUUUCGGUAUGUGUUGGAUUACCUUAGAGACAAGCAAGUUGUCCUCCCUGACCACUUCCCCGAGAGAGGAAGGUUGAAAAGAGAGGCGGAAUACUUCCAGCUGCCAGAAUUGGCCAAACUUUUGUCAUCCGAGGAUUCAAAACUACUUCCAGACGACUUGUACUACAGUGAUUUGGACGAUGCGUCGCAGAGCAGCGACCAGAGGUUUUACCCCUCUUACUCCUUGGACAGGAGGUAUGGCUACAUCACGGUCGCUUUCAAAGGCGUUUGCGCCGGGGGAGGCAGGGAAAGUCAAACUGAUGCCAAGGCCAAAAAGUUACCGAGGAUCUUCAUCAGCAGCAGGAUUGGCUUGGCGAAAGAGGUAUUUGGAGACGCCCUGAAUGAGAACAGGGACUCGGACAGACCACCGGACCGUUACACCUGCAGGUUUUACCUUAAGUUCAAGCACCUGGAGAGAGCUUUUGAUAUGCUGUCAGAGAGCGGCUUUCACAUUGUGGCCUGCAAUUCGUCCCUGACCGCGUCCUCCAUCGGUCAUUACGCGGAUGAUAGGGUCUGGUCCAAUUCCGCACAGUACAUCUUCUACCGUGGGCCCUCAAGGUGGUUGUCCUCUCACUGUGACUGCUGCUGCAAGAGCCACAAAAGCGAGCGUGAGGGAGAGAGCGGCACUUCCUUCAACGAGCUCUCCACUUCCUGUUCUGAGACCCAGUCGGAGGCCAGUUCCCCUCAAGGAACCGUGAUCUGUGGCCCCGUGAGACGCCAGUCCAACAUCCAGACACUGGACCGUCCCAUGCCUAAAGGACCAGUGCACAUGCUGCAGCAGGCAGAGAUGCGCCGCAAGACUGACAUGCUUCGCGUGAGAACCUUCGGGGUCCGAGAACGAGAGGCCGCAAAGAGGAAAGCGAACAAGGAGAAGCUGACUCCAGAGCAGGAGAUGGAGAAAUGCAUCCAGGACUUCCGGCGAAUUAGGAUUCCUGAUCACUUUCCGGAGAGGAAGUAUAUGUGGCAAUCAGAGCUCCUGAGAAAGUACCGUCUCUAAAUAUGAGUGUGAAGAAGAAGAAGAAAGAAGGAAGAGAAGAAGAGAUGGUAGUAUCAUGUCAACAUCAAUGAAGAGUAUUAACUGCAUAGGCAAUAGACUGCACCCUCUAAGACACAUACUGUAUUAGAAAAAAACAAAACUAUGGCCACUUUCCCGCCAGCAUGACUAGCGGAGCACACAAAGUACAAGGCAGUGUGAGUCCUUGAUUUGUAAAGUAUGCACAGUGUUGUGUAUGAUAUGCACAUGUGUAAAUCAGGUUACUCCUGUUGGGGCUUACAUCACUAACCCUGUUCUCACUUCAGAGAGCCGGGAGCCAGGUGUACUAAAAGCUACUAUCACUAGUUGAAGCAACAACGCAACCUCAGGGGCAACAUCAUUUCAGUUCAUCAACCUAUCACAUGUGCAUUUGCCCACAAUAGCUGUUUUUUAACAAUGGAUGUGCCCAGAUGGUGCUGUGAGUUAGCAAUGGAAUAUCACUACUACUCCACUGAUAACACAUAUACUUAUAGUAGGCUUUAAUAAUGGCACUGCAUGUCAUUUCACCCUUAGCAUAAUUAUGCAAUAUCAAACAAACUUCAAUUCACUGUUUUGUGUGAUGGGUAAAAGCGUAUUAUGACUGAGACUAACUUAAAUGAGGAAAGCACUGCCUAGAUUUGUUUGCCAUUGUAAAACUUUUCGUCCAAUGUUGUCAUUAUGUGUUGGAUAGAUGAUGUUGUGUAGGUAGAGUAUAUAAUGCCAAUGGAUAUUUGACUAAUCCUUGACUGUAAGUGUGCAAAAAAGCUAAUAAAUGGGUUAGAAUUGUA
Messenger RNA from Siniperca chuatsi (mandarin fish), 3059 nucleotides. RefSeq names its product BTB/POZ domain-containing protein KCTD16-like. The transcript is spliced from 2 exons. Gene Ontology annotation, molecular function: protein binding. The record is from RefSeq and is a predicted model, not a curated record. Gene Ontology annotation, biological process: protein homooligomerization; regulation of G protein-coupled receptor signaling pathway. Gene Ontology annotation, cellular component: postsynaptic membrane; presynaptic membrane. The coding region runs from base 982 to 2256 and encodes 424 amino acids. Lineage: Eukaryota; Metazoa; Chordata; Actinopteri; Centrarchiformes; Sinipercidae.